Drosophila innubila is the source of this 1388-nucleotide messenger RNA. RefSeq names its product kelch-like protein 40b. The transcript has 3 exons. Gene Ontology annotation, molecular function: protein binding. The record is from RefSeq and is a predicted model, not a curated record. The coding region runs from base 80 to 1375 and encodes 431 amino acids. Lineage: Eukaryota; Metazoa; Arthropoda; Insecta; Diptera; Drosophilidae.
CUUAGCUUUAAUACUCAAGAGAAAGGGAUAUUUAAAUUUGUAUAUAUUUUGAAUUGGCAAGUGAAUAAAAAUUAAUGAAAUGGAUGAGUUGAUGAGGAAGAAUGAGACCUUGGGUCAGAAGGAUUACAAGCCUGCCAAGCGUGAUCUUACCUGCAGCGUUCAUUUUGUCAAUCCGGGUACUUCAUCGGAGGAUGAACUGGCGUCGGUGACACGACUGGUUUCUAAAGCGGAGGAUUUGGAACUGGAUCGUGUUUUUAAGCGUGAAUUGACGGAUUUGGCCACCAAUCGCUCGUUGUUUGAGUUUGGACAUAAUUUUGAAGAAGUCCGAGAUUGGCUUAGUAUCGAGCAGCCGUCCAAAGUUCCCCUGGGAACCGUCUUGCGAUACAUGCUGGAAAACCAUUUAAAGACAACAGUACAGAUCGAAAUCAAUAAAAUGUACUUUAAUUGUCAUGUAAUUGUGCUGCAGUCAUACUCAAAGUUCUUUAUGGACCUGGAAGAGAUUCCUCUCGUGGUCACACUGCCCGAGGAUAAAGUAUCUCAAAAGGCAUUUAUGCUCAUCUACAAAUGGAUGCUCAGCGAUGAGCCGAAGCUGGAGAGAAAGAAUAUUAUUGCUGUAUUUAUAGCUGCCAGUUAUUUGAGAAUUGAAUCUUUAUUGCAACACUGCUGGAAAUAUUUUGAUGAUAUCAAUUGUUUCAAUGAGGUCACCGCUUGUAUAAUGUACAUAGAUGCGAAAGGCAAUCCAGCUUUGGAUAUUGUGCGGAGUUUAAUGCUGACUCGUAUACAAAAGUUUCUGCUUACAUUUGUGGCAACUCGAGACUUUCUUGAUGUGCCGCUAAAGCAUCUUGUAUAUCUGCUCAGUUCCGAUGACAUUUGUGUUAACACGGAAGUUGAGAUUCUCUUCAUUAUCGUACGUUGGCUGGGACACGAUUGGAAACAUCGGCAGUCAUAUGUGGCAAACUUAAUUGGUUGCAUACGUUUUAAUUUGAUGCCACUGUGGUAUUUACUUUGCGUGCGACGGUUGGAAACUCACAAGUUGAUCAAAGAUCUGGUUAGCCUGCCCAAAGUGAAUAGCAUAUUCAAUGAGGCGAUUGCACAGAUUACUUCUAGCAUGUACGAGGAGAAAAUUAGCGGAAUCAGCAUGGAUUAUGAGUGUCUCACAAGAAAUGCAAAGCAGCGUCGAUGGAUACAGGAUGAGGCAUGCCCCUACUUUCAUCUUAUUGGCUGUCCAUACACUCGUGAUAUCAAUUUCAGUCAAUUUGAGUCGUAUUUGGCAAUCUUGCAGCAGCAACCGCAUGAUUGCUGGGCCAAGGUUAAACUACUCGAUUUAAAAAAUCCAAAAAAAUGUUGCAUGAAGCUACAUAAUAACGAUAAAUGAUUAAAUCCAAUGG